AUGAAGAACACAACAAAAAUCUUAAUUCUCUGUUUUGUAAUUUCUGUGUCUGUCUCAUCCAAAGCCAACGCCCACGAUGUUUUUCCCAACCACGACGGUAUGCACUCCGACCCUCCGCCGCCGCCGAUGGCUCCGAUGAGCGGCGGCUCCGACGACGACAUGCACUCUCACGGGAUGCCGUCGUCAUCAGGCAUGACGAUGAUGCACAUGACAUUCUUCUGGGGAAAAAACACCCAAGUUUUAUUCUCCGGCUGGCCGGGCAACCAGUCCGGCAUGUAUGCGCUGGCGUUGAUAUUGGUGUUUUUGCUGGCGGUGUCUGUUGAGUGGCUGUCUCGUUGGCGGCUGAUGACCGAGAUGGGGCCGAGAAAUUUCGCCGCUGGGAUCGUGCAGACGGCGGUGCAUGGGGUUAGAAUUGGAAUUGCGUACAUGGUUAUGCUUGCUUUGAUGUCGUUCAACGGCGGCGUUUUUAUCGCUGCCAUCGCCGGUCAUUCAUUUGGGUUUCUGAUUUUUGGGAGCAGAGUCUUGAACAACACGAAAUCAAAGCCGUACGAUCAGGGUACGGCCGAUCUUCCAUCUGGGGUUUGCUGA
Messenger RNA from Cucurbita pepo subsp. pepo (vegetable marrow), 588 nucleotides. Its product is annotated as copper transporter 6-like. Gene Ontology annotation, molecular function: copper ion transmembrane transporter activity. Lineage: Eukaryota; Viridiplantae; Streptophyta; Magnoliopsida; Cucurbitales; Cucurbitaceae. Gene Ontology annotation, biological process: copper ion transmembrane transport. The record is from RefSeq and is a predicted model, not a curated record. Gene Ontology annotation, cellular component: plasma membrane.